Messenger RNA from Girardinichthys multiradiatus, 4231 nucleotides. RefSeq names its product protein NLRC3-like. The coding region runs from base 722 to 3739 and encodes 1005 amino acids. The transcript has 8 exons. The record is from RefSeq and is a predicted model, not a curated record. Gene Ontology annotation, molecular function: protein binding. Lineage: Eukaryota; Metazoa; Chordata; Actinopteri; Cyprinodontiformes; Goodeidae.
UAAAUGAUUGUGGUCUAAAGCCAGGUGUUUCAGUUUCAUUGUCCAACCCCUGUAUGUUAUACUGACCUUGAUUGGUGGCACGAGGCUGAGUGUUCUCGUGUUUGGCUCUAUAAUGCCUCAGCAUUGAUGAUGUAUUAUUAUUAUACGUCAGCAGCUGCGGCAAAGCAAACCCGUUACCGCACCUCUUGCAUAACAUGAUCCCAUGACUGUAACACUACUGCAUAGUAUAGGCUAUAGGCUUUCUAAUAAACAGUUUGAAUGUACAUUACCUUAUUAGGUGGCACCAAAUCGAAAUAUUCCCACUCUUGGGAACGCUUCCUAGAUGGUUGCUCCAUUACAGAAUAAUCCACCAAAACUCCAAAUAUACAAAAAUAAGAGCUGUUCGUAACGUAUAAUACAUGUAGAAUGGGGAUGUGAACCGGGGCUUGAGCCAUCUUAAAUACACUGAAUCGCGCCAAAUGUUUGAAACUCCGCCAGUCAACUCGAAGCAGUCAGCUGACUCGGUCUGAAUGAAGCAGUGAAGUGGUUCACACGUCAUCGGUGACAUCACAUGAAGCAAGCUCCGGCCCACUGCUUCACCAUAACUACCCUGUCGAGUUUGAAGCAUGCUUUGAAGCCUCGGUGUUAGGAGUAACAUCACUACAGAGUUGACAAGCAGAGCUCAGAGGUUCCCAGUGGUCCAUCUGCCCAGCAGCAUCAACCACAGCUGGACUCCAUAUUUAUGCUGCUGGAGGACAACAUUGUUACUUUUGUGAAGAAGGAGCUGAAAAAGAUCCAAAAGGUUCUAAGUCCAGAUGACCCAGAAUGCUCAGAGAGUCAAAGAGAUGAUGAGGAGGUAUUGGAAGGUGAAGAUGAUGAGCAGAGGAGGGGCAGCAGAGAGUUAUUGUUGAAGAUCACAUUGAACUUCCUGAGGAGGAUGAAGCAGGAGGAGCUGGCUGACCGUCUGCAGAGCAAACAUCUUGCUGCAAUUUGUCAACAUGAACUUAAAUCUGGUCUGAAGAAGAGGUUCCAGUGUGUGUUUGAGGGGAUUGCUAAAGCAGGAAGUCCAACCCUUCUGAACCAGAUCUACACAGAGCUCUACAUCACAGAGGGAGGGACUGGAGAGGUCAAUGAUGAACAUGAGGUCAGACAGAUUGAAACAGCAUCCAGGAAACCACACAGACCAGAAACAACCAUCAGACAAGAAGACAUCUUUAAAGUCCCACCUGGAAGAGAUCAACCAAUCAGAACAGUGAUGACAAAGGGAGUGGCUGGCAUUGGGAAAACAGUCUUAACCCAGAAGUUCACUCUGGACUGGUCUGAAGGCGAAGCCCACCAGAACAUCCAGUUCAUAUUUCCAUUCACCUUCAGAGAGCUGAAUGUGCUGAAAGAUAAAAAGUUCAGCUUGGUGGACCUUGUUCAUCACUUCUUUACUGAAACUAAAGAAAUCUGCAGUUUUGAACACUUCCAGGUUCUGUUCAUCUUUGAUGGUCUGGAUGAGAGUCGACUUCCUCUGGACUUCCACAACAAGGAGAUCCUGACUAUUACAGAGUCCACCUCAGUGGAUGUUCUGCUGACCAACCUCAUCAGGGGGAAACUGCUUCCCUCUGCUCUCCUCUGGAUAACCACACGACCUGCAGCAGCCAAUCAGAUUCCUCCUGAGUGUGUUGGCAUGGUGACAGAGGUCAGAGGGUUCACUGACCCACAGAAGAAGGAGUACUUCAGGAAAAGAUUCAGCGAUAAGAAGAAGGCCAGCAGGAUCAUCUCCCACAUGAAGACAUCACGAAGCCUCCACAUCAUGUGCCACAUCCCAGUCUUCUGCUGGAUCACUGCAACGGUUCUGGAGGAUGUGUUGAAGACCAGAGAGGCAGGAAAGCUGCCCAAGACCCUGACUGAGAUGUACAUCCACUUCCUGGUGGUUCAGACCAAAAUGAAGAAGGUCAAGUAUGAUGGAGGAGCUGAAACAGAUCCACUCUGGAGUCCAGAUAGCAGGAAGAUUAUUGAGUCUCUGGGAAAACUGGCUUUUGAUCAGCUUCAGAAAGGAAACCUGAUCUUCUAUGAAUCAGACCUGAUAGAGUGUGGCAUCGAUAUCAGAGCAGCCUCAGUUUACUCAGGAGUGUUCACACAGAUCUUUAGAGAGGAGAGAGGGCUGUACCAGGACAAGGUGUUCUGCUUUGUCCAUCUCAGUGUUCAGGAGUUUCUGGCUGCUCUUCAUGUUUAUCUGGCCUUCAUCAACUCUGGUGUGAAUCUGAUUGGUGAAAAACAGAAAACUUUCAAGAUAUCUUCAUUUGUUCAAAAGAAAUCUAAAAAGAAAAAUCUUCAUCAGAGAGCUGUUAACAAGGCCUUACAGAGUCCAAAUGGACACCUGGAUUUGUUCCUCCGCUUCCUCCUGGGACUUUCAUUGCAGACCAAUCAGAUACUCCUAAAAGGUCUGCUGAAACAGACAAGAAGUAGCUCCCAGACUGAUCAAAAAACAGUUCAGUACAUCAAGGAGAAGAUCAGUGAGAAUGUGUCUGCAGAGAAAAACAUAAAUCUGUUCCACUGUCUGAAUGAACUGAAGGAUUGUUCUCUAGUGGAGGAGAUCCAAAAGUCUCUGAGUUCAGGAAGUCUCUCCACAGAUAAACUGUCUCCUGCUCAGUGGUCAGCUCUGAUCUUCAUCUUACUCUCAUCAGGAGAAGAUCUGGAUGUGUUUGACCUGAAGAAAUACUCUGCUUCAGAGGAGGUUCUUCUGAGGCUGCUACCAGUGGUUAAAGCCUCCGACAAAGCUCUACUUAGUGGCUGUAACCUUUCAGAGAGAAGCUGUGGAGUUAUGUCCUCAGUUCUCAGCUCCCAGUCCUCCAGUCUCAGAGAACUGGACAUGAGUAACAACAACCUGCAGGAUUCAGGAGUGAAGCUUCUAUCUACUGGACUGGAGAGUCCAAACUGCAAACUAGAAACUCUCAGCUUGUCUGGCUGUCUGAUCUCAGAGGAAGGCUGUGCUUCUCUGGCCUCAGCUCUGAGCUCUAACCCAUCCCAUCUGAAAGAGUUGGACCUGAGCUACAAUCAUCCAGGAGACUCAGGAGUGAAGCUGCUGUCGGCUGGACUGAAGGAUCCACAAUGGAGACUGGAAGCUCUCAGGGUGGAGCCUGCUGGAGUCCGAUGGUUGACACCAGGUCUGAGGAAGUAUUCCUGUCAGCUCACAAUCGACACAAACACAGUGAACAGAAACCUCCAACUGUCUGAAGACAACAGGAAGGUGACACAUGUGGAGGAACUUCAGUCAUAUCCUGAUCAUCCAGACAGAUUUGAUUACAGGCAUCCUCAGCUUCUAUGUAGAACUGGUCUGACUGGUCGCUGUUACUGGGAGGUCGAGUGGAGAGGAGUUGUUUAUCUAUCAGUGAGUUACAGAAGAAUCAGGAGAAGAGGAGGAAGUGAAGACUGUAUGUUUGGAGGAAAUAAUCAGUCCUGGAGUCUGAGAUGCUCUGACUGUCAUGGAUACUCAGUCUGGCACAAUAACAUAAAAGAACCCAUAUCUUCCUCCUCCUCCUCCUCCAUCUCCAACAGAGUAGCAGUGUAUGUGGACUGUCCUGCUGGCAUUCUGUCCUUCUACAGAGUCUCCUCUGACUCACUGAUCCACCUCCACACCUUCAACACCACAUUCACUGAACCUCUGUAUCCUGGGUUUAGAUUGUGGUUCUCUGGUUCCUCAGUGUUUUUGAGCUCAGUUGAAUCUAAAGAGUCUCCUCCUGUCAGAGAAACACUCUCACUGUUAAACAGAUAGUUAUUUCUGUACAUGUGCCCACAAUGAUAAUAAAACUGCUCAGGUGCUUUAAAACAGACUCUUAAAAACCUACCCAUCCUUUGUUCACAACCAGCAGAACCAUUUUUAUUUCCUUCUCCUCUGGAACAGUUUGAUCAGUUUAAAUAACGCAGCAAUGGAGAGGAUGUAGCCUACACUAUGAAACCAGCUGGUUUCAAUAAUUAAAAUAUAAAAAGGUUGAUUUGACUUAGAAAGAUUAAAAGUAUGUUUCUGGUCCAAUGGGCUGGUUUGUUUGCUCUGACAAACUGGUUUAGUGUACUUGGACUGUCAACACAAAUUUAAACAAAACAGGUUUUAUUCUCUGAUUGUAAUUCAUCUGUUUAAUUUAAAGUAAUAUUUGUUUAUCUCUAUACAUUAAGGCUUUCCCAUGUUUUUAUCUGAAUUAAAUGCUCUUGAUUUGUUUUUUUAAUUAUGUGUAUUCUUGCAAUAAACUUAAAGUUGAUUUUUCUAUAA